AACGUGAUCGAAGUUUUGAUGUUGCAGCUAGGUAGAGAAAAAUAAUCAUUUCUGAUCAAAACAAAACAAACCCGAUCGAAAAACGUUUUGUUUUGAUGAAGUUAUGGGACUUUUACUGAAAGCACCAUCACAUAGACCGAAUCCACGGUUGAUUUUUCUUUUUUGUGAAGCACAUUUCUAAGCCUAUAAGUUUCUUACUAGAUGAGCUAACGGGGUCAAAUCAAUCAUCAUUUUGUAGAGCGUUUUUUACUGCAUCUUUUCUUCAUAGAGACAAAUUUACAACCACUUGUUUCACUAUAGAAAAAUUUAUUAUUCAAAUCGAGUCAGGACUUCUGGUCCACCCUUUAACCCAAAAAAGCGAGUUGUUUUUGCAUGGACUGUUGGUUUAUAUGACCGCAAUAUUAUAAUGUUUUCUUUAUUGAUAACCUUGAAAAUUGUUUUUUUUCCAGCGCAGAACCGAACUUUUAUCACGAUGAUAUAGCGCAAAGUAACAACACCAAGUAUGUACUCUGAUACAAGAUAUUGUUCCAGGACAAAAAAAUAUAUAUCUUUUUAUCACAAUAAGUGUGCAUUUUUUAUGAUCGCAAGGUGAAUAGUUUCCCACAAUAUUAUGUUCGAGAAUAAUAACGAAGAAAAAGAAAUUAUAUAUAAUGUAAAUCGAGUCCAUUUCUAAACUGCUUUAGUCGUAACAUUUUUCCACUUACAAUCAAUCAUGUUGAAAUUAGUGCUCAUUUCGUUAUUUAUUGGACCAUUAGUAGCUGUUCAACUUGCCCUUUAUCCCACUGUUGCACAUAUACGACGUGAAACGCAACUAAAUGGAAAUGAAUUUAGAACAACAUUUUCAAAUGAUGAUUAUUCUAGUAUUGUACCAGAAACAAUAACAAUUGAAGGGAAAGACUCAAUUGAAACUGAUAUUUAUGGUAGUACAGAUGAUUUAAACAAUCAACUUGUUUUGGUAAACAAUAAAGAUUCAUGUAAUUGUAAUGAGAUUAUGGCAAAAGUUAUUGAUUCAAAUACAUGGCUAUUACAAGAUAUUAAAACAAAUCGAUAUUUUUAUGCCGAUAAAUCUCGUAUACAGUUUUUAAAUAAACCAGAAACAGAAGGAACAACUUUUGUUGCACGUUUUACUGAGAGUACAACAAUAUUAGCCAAUUUAUCUUAUUUGACAUAUGGAAUUUCAUGGAAUCCAAGUUAUUUUGUAACUGUGUCUAAUGACAAUGAAGGAACAUUGAAAGCAUACGCAAAUAUCAAGAACGGUCACGGACAAAAGUUUGAAGUCGAGCAAACAAGUUUAAUUUGGGGUAAUGUUCCACUUGGUGGAAGUCAUAUGGAUAAAAGACCUUUAUUUGAAGCAGCGCAUUUAAGCACGAUAACAAAUACUGGUGAAAUAAAUGGAUUACAUACUUACAAACUUGAUGGAGGUUAUACAUUGUAUGCAAAAAGUGUAAAAACAAUUCCAUUUGUAGAUGUCAAAAUUAAACUUUCUUAUCAAGUUAAAGCAGCCGCCUAUUUGUCAAGUGGUGCAUCAGAAGGAGUUUAUCAACGUUAUUAUGAAAUAACACCAGAUCAGUAUUUGCCUAAUGGUAUGGUUAGUUUCCAUCAAAAUGGUCUCUUUCUAGGACAAAGCAGUUUGGCAAAUUCCCCACAAAACGUCACACAAGUUUUAACAUUAGGUAAUGAUGAAGAGGUACGAUACAAAGUUGAUGUCACUGUAACAAAACAUGUUGAGGAAAACGGUCAAGUUAAACAACAAAGUAGCGACGUUGUCGUAACACUGGACAACAAAAAAGACAAACCUGUUCGCACAACAUUUGUUAUAAAUGGUAGUGGAAAAAAUUUGGUAUUGAACACAAGUAACAACGAUGUAAAAAUAAAUAGUAAUAUAAUUUCAAUUCAAACAACAUUAGAACAAAAUGAACAACGAACAUAUAAGUUUUCUGUAGAAGAGAAUUUUUAA
Molecule: messenger RNA, 1957 nt
Organism: Didymodactylos carnosus
Lineage: Eukaryota; Metazoa; Rotifera; Eurotatoria; Philodinida; Philodinidae
Source: the annotation of a GenBank genome assembly